Astyanax mexicanus (Mexican tetra) is the source of this 7596-nucleotide messenger RNA. It is a transcript of the gene ttbk2a, whose product is annotated as tau tubulin kinase 2a. The transcript has 17 exons. The record is from RefSeq and is a predicted model, not a curated record. Gene Ontology annotation, cellular component: cytoplasm; ciliary basal body; nucleus. Gene Ontology annotation, molecular function: protein serine/threonine kinase activity; ATP binding. Gene Ontology annotation, biological process: cilium assembly; signal transduction; peptidyl-serine phosphorylation. The coding region runs from base 375 to 3935 and encodes 1186 amino acids. Lineage: Eukaryota; Metazoa; Chordata; Actinopteri; Characiformes; Acestrorhamphidae.
UUUUCAUCACUAGUGCGCAGGCAGGUCACGAAUCCGCAGCAGCGAGCGGAGAGAUGCUGAGAGGAAGAAGAGGAAGACUUGGAGAAAUGGACAUUUAAUAAACGUGGUCGUCCUGCAUCUGUUUUACCACAUGCCUGGGAAACGGAUACGCGUGAUAUUCGGGGUGGAGGAGCUGUCUGUGUCUGCUUAUGGAUCGUCAACGUGAUUUUAAGCGCAUUUUGCACCAUUUUUUUAACCACACCCGGCCCGGCUCCUUCUGGAUUACAGGGAUUUGCAGCUAGCGCCGCUCAUCGAGGCAGCAUAGGGCCCUAAUGUCAGGCCCGAGCCCCAACUCCUGGACUUAAGGGCAGAGACGGGAGCAGUCCAGAGUCAGGAUGAGUGCAGGACUGGAGCAGGCUGACAUCCUGUCUGCAGCCGUGUUCGUCAAGGAACGAUGGAAAGUGCUGAAGAAAAUCGGUGGCGGGGGCUUUGGGGAGAUCUACGAGGCGCUAGACCUGCUGACCCGGAGCAGCAUUGCACUUAAAGUGGAGUCAGCCCAGCAACCCAAGCAGGUGCUGAAGAUGGAGGUGGCUGUGCUGAAAAAACUACAGGGUAAGGACCAUGUGUGCCGUUUUGUGGGAUGUGGUCGCAAUGAUCGCUUCAACUAUGUUGUAAUGGAACUUCAGGGUCGUAAUUUGGCGGACUUGAGGAGGAGUAUGAACCGUGGGACAUUCACCGUCAGCACUACACUCAGACUGGGCCGGCAGAUACUGGAGGCCAUUGAGAGCAUUCAUGCGGUCGGAUUUCUGCACCGUGACAUCAAACCGUCCAAUUUUGCCAUGGGCCGCUUCCCCAGCACUUGUCGGACCUGCUAUAUGCUGGACUUUGGUUUGGCUCGCCAGUUCACAAACUCCUGCCAAGAAGUUAGACCGCCUCGUCCCGUGGCUGGAUUUAGAGGCACAGUACGAUAUGCUUCUGUCAAUGCCCACAAGAACAAGGAAAUGGGUCGACAUGAUGAUCUAUGGUCUCUGUUCUACAUGCUGGUAGAGUUCUUGGUUGGCCAGUUGCCUUGGAGGAAGAUCAAAGAUAAAGAGCACGUGGGGAAGCUGAAGGAGACAUAUGACCAUCGGCUCAUGCUGAAGCAUUUGCCCCCUGAGUUCAGUGUCUUCCUGGAACACAUUAGCAGCUUAGAUUACUUUACCAAACCGGACUAUCAGCUUUUGAUGACUGUUUUUGAGAACAGUAUGAAAACCUAUAAUGUGGUGGAGAAUGACCCAUACGACUGGGAGAGAACAGGCACGGAUGGUUCCCUGAGCUUAAACACAGCAGUCAACACACCUCAGCAUUAUACACGCCUCACACCCGCUCAAAUGGGCAUGGCCAAUGCCUCUCUGGUGCAUGGAGAUCUUCAGAAGGAGAACACGGAUGAAGUCCUACAGGACGAGCAGCUGAGUGACGGAGACAACAACGCUGCCCCAGAGCGUCUGCCAGAUUCUCCAAACCUGCCAGUGAGAAACCAGGAAGUCGAUGUGUGGGAGGAUUUGAACCGCAAUCGUAUCCGCCACACUGGUUGGAAGGGACCCACUGAAGAGGAACACAGUAACCAGGGCUGUCCGAGUCCGCACGGCGGUCCCAGCUUGGGCUCUCCUGUACGGGUGCGUUCUGAGGUGACCCCCUCAGACAGAGAUGCUCCUCUUUUAAGAAAACUGCGUAACAUCCACAGCUUUGAGCUGGAGAAGAGGCUAACCCUAGAGACCAAGCCCAGCACAGAGCGUUUUGUAGAGGCAUGUGCAGGGAAGCAGUUACCCGGGUCAGCACCAGAGAAGGAGAGCGUUGUGGGUGGGGUUCCACCAUCUGUACCUGCUACUGCUAUUAAAGGCGAGCGAGUGUGGCACUAUGAUGAGGAACUUCUUUCCUCGCCUAAACCCGCCUCCCCGGGCUCUCCGGAGCAAGGUGACGGAGCAGCCAGCAGUGGUUUUGUGGCUCUGAACCUCAGUUCAGGCCGACAGGAUGUGGAUUCACGGGAUUGGGUGAUGGUGGAUCGCGCUUCUGAGCUGCAGGACUUUCGCGAGGGGGGCGGCAGCAGCCCUGGACCUGAGGCCAAACUAACCAGCAGCCCCUCAGAGGAGCCAGAGGAGGAACCUGAGGUACUGCAGCCAAUGGAUGAGUCUCCGGAUAAGGACAAGACCACCCCCAGCCUCGGCCAGGCCCCUGUGGUAACUUCACUGGCACCUCCCAGAGUGGAGGGGCUGGAACUGAGCGUGGGGCCUGCAGGCGGCCUGCCCCCGGUCACCCCCACCAGCCCUGCUGAAGCACUGGCGGAGGGAGCACUCACACAGUUUCCCACCUCCCCCCCGUCUUUACCGGAGGAGGUGCUGGUCCGGACCGGCAGCCCAUUGCUCCUGCGCUCCCCCAGUCCUCACACCGCCCCCACCACGCUGUCGGACCCCCUGCAGCAGCGCUCUCUACCGGCCUUGCGCCGCAGCCAGUCCGCAGACCACCACCACCCUUCCUCUUCCUCCUCCUCGUGCCACGCCUCUCAGCCCCAUGCUGCCCGCUCUCCCGGCCACAGGAAGCUGCCGGCCAUCCCGCCAGGUGCCGCACAUGCCAAGUUCCCUUCAGUCAUACGCAUCACCCGCGCCCAGCUGCAGCAGCUGACAGCUCAGCGUCCCUCUGGGCUCUCCUCCCAGUCUGACAGCGCGCCACAGUGCCCUCUGCAGGAGAAGCGUGAUAAUGCAGAUGCUUUGCCACAGGACAUUAUGGCAGAUGUCCACUCCCCUCAGGAGCAGCUUCCUCUGCAUCCUGCCAGCCCCUCCGGUGCUGGGGCACAGCCACUGACAAAUGGGGACAAAGCUCCACAAGUGCCCAGCCCAGUGCCAAGCCUGGAAACACCACCCCACUCUCCCCGAAGCCCAGUGCUGAUCAAUGCGGCCACUACUGACGGCCCCCAGAAUGGGCCACUUUGUGAGGUGAAGGACCCUGACAGGGACUCUGGCUGCCCGGAUGGCUCCAUGGAGCGCAAUCAGUUAAUGCUUCUGGAAGAGAAUGGAUCCAAGCCCCCUGCCCAAAGCUCCAGCCCUGCUCCCAGUCGCCGGCACAGCCGCAUUCCUGUGCUGGAGCCCUCCAGCCUUCUGCAGGAUGUGACUCCAGGCUCUGCUAAAGAGAAGCUGUUGCAGAAGAGAGCCCAACACUUACCUGCCUCUCCAUGUGCCUCGCCAUCGCUCUCCUCCGACAGGCGGGCCAUCCUUGCAAACGUCCAGCGUGACCCUCUUUCCUCUGCGUCUGACCGCUCGCAGGAUGACGAGUCCUUCCUCGGCUCUCGAUCAGACCGUCAGGGUGAUGACGCCCCGUCACUGUCCUCCUCUUCCAGUCCGUUGUCCCGCAAGAGUAAGAUACCCCGGCCCGUGAACCCUGUGACUUCCCAGGAGGCGCUGGCAGCCCAGUUCAUGCCCCGUCCUCCGCCUGGCAAACCCAACCGUACUGUUGUGGAUGGCAGGUUCCGGAGGUACCGGUUCCGCACAGGCAGCACCAGUGACUCGGACCUGCUGACUUGUCUUGCGCAGCUGAUGCAGAAUGGCUCGGGACGUGCCUCCUCCCCCCACAGCCGUGGCGCUCAGCCCACAGGCCCCAGGGUGGUGUGUGUUGGUACCUCAGCAGCUUCCCACCACCAUCAUCAUCACCACCACCAUCACCACCACCACCAACGCAGUUCCAGCGCCUCACCCCGCAGCUGCUCAUCCCUGCAGCGCUCCGGCAGCUCUUCGCCAUCUCGCCACGAGCCCCGUCCCACCUGUGCAGGGCGCAGCCGCUCGCCCCCCAGCUGCUCCGGCUCUACAUCCACACGUCGCUCACACAAUCACACACCCUUGCACUCGCCCCGAGCCAAAGCUUGCGGCCGUGAGUCCAAGUGUUCCAGCAAGCUAAGUAGAUACUCACACAGCACUCCUAGGAUAUGAAGAUUCAUCCUUUAUUCAUGAUUGGAAAGGUUUGUGAAGGAUUUAGCCUGGUGGGGAGUUUUGAUUCUACCUUUUCCGCUCAAAUGCUUUGAUUACAGUUGAAAACAAAAUCAAGCGCUACCAGCUAGAGGACUUUUAUUUUGAUGACAUGCCCAGUCAAAUUUGAUAAAUUUCAUAGCAUAAAUAUGCAUUGAUCUGGCUGAUUUAUUACUUUUUACAGUAGUGUUAGUUUGAUGGGCUUUUAUUAUUAUUUUUUUUUAUUUUAGAUUACAGUACAACAUACUGUCAUACUAUUAUUGCCCAUAAUUGAGUCUUUUUGAGGUUACGUAACCGCUUAUUACAGUUUGUGGCAGGUGAUUCUUUUGUCAUGCAUAGGCCUGUCAUAAUAACUGUUUUUUUUUUACUGGAUAAUAUUGUCUUGUAAGAUCAUUUAAUGCCACUGAUAUAUGAUAAUAUAACAGCAUACUUAUGGAAUUAAACCCCUUUAAAAGAUAAGUUAACAUUAUUAAUUAAUAAUAAUCUAAAAAAAACUUUUUUUCUCCACCUACUGGAGUCUUCUGAGUUUAUUUAGGUGCCAUUAUUGAUGCACUGGUCAUUAUGCGAAGUUCAUAAACAAACAGAGUAAAGUAAAGUAAACACAACGGAAGAUGUAUUGUGAGGUGAGCUGUAUUGAGGUCAUGUCCAUAUAUUGUAUGAUAAAUCGAUAAUAUAAAUAUCAUGACAGGCCUAGGUGUGCAGUUCGCACAGUGCUGAUUGGUGAGGUUAUAGGUUUCAUUCCUUGUUGACUACAGUAAAGUUAGUGCAAAACUAAUGUACCUCACUUAAAUUACAGGUUUCCUGUGAUCUGUCCUGUCCUGGAGUACUCUCUCCCCUACACACUUUCACUACUCCAACACACUUUUAUUAUGAGAAUAGGAUUAGCAUUAAAUCUUAUGCAGGACUUAAAUUUGGAUCAUGUUGCACUGGUAAACAUAUGUAACCUUUAAAAUAUUGUUUUUUUUUCUGUGGUGUGCUUGCCCAGCUGGAGAAUUGAACCCCAGACUACUUACAUAAAAAGUGGUGAUGUUACCCACUAUGCUCCCAUCAGCCACAUUUAGCUCAGGAAAAUUUGGAUCAGGAUCCAGUUUCCCAAUAGCACCUUCUUGUUAGGGUAUUUUUGACUGGUUGAUGUCAAGUUGUGAAAGCUGAAAAUAUAGUAAUCUAGUUAAAAUAAUUUAACACGUAAUUGCUGUUCAGUGUAGAACUAAGAGCUAUAUAUAGACAAUAUAAAAAUGUUUUUAUUGUUAAUGUGAUUGUUUUAAAGUUUUGAUGCAGCUACAGAGAAAGCUCUUCUUUAUAGUUUAUCCACAUGAUGGUUUAAAACUUUCUAAAGCCACUAAUUAAAUUUUGUCAUCAAUUUUGUAUUCUGCAGUUUACCAGUGCCGUUAAGUUGGUAUGUGUGUGUUGCUCUCACAACCAUUUAGGGAUCCUCUUUCUGCAAAGAUGUUUUUGCAAAACCCAGGCUUAAUUGGCUGGAUUGUUUGUUUUGGAGCAGCAAAAUCCAAAAUCUACACAAGAGUGGAGUCCUCCAGGACCAGAGAGAGGUGGGAACCACUUCUUUAAACAAAUGAUGCCCUCUUAGAUUUCUCAUCACAUAUUUUUAUAAAAUUGUAAAUUUUACUCAGUUCAUCUAUUCCAGUCACUGGCCUUCUCGUUUCCUCACUAUCUAUCUCUACUUGUGAGAUACUGUUAUAUAAGCACCUUCUGCUUCAUAUACUACUCUCUGCAUGUGCUCCACUAAAGCAAAAACACUAUGAACACUCGAACGCAGCUACAUUAACUUUCAUAAGCUUAAAGAGUCGUACUGUCAUCUUGUACUGUAAAUAGGGUCAUUCAGAUUGAAGGUUUAUGCUUAUGUUUAUGGUUAGACAUCAUGUCUAAUGUAUAUCUGAUCUGUUUUCUGUUUCAUUCUUAACCUCUUAUUUUAGAGUAUUUACAUAACCAAGGAGGUGUAAUUGAUAUAUAUAUAUGUAUAUUCCUGAUGUCCCAUAAAAAAAAACUUUACGGGACACCAACAAUACCCUUUUUUUUUGCAUUUUUCACUUUUUGACGUAAUUGACAAUAAUUUGAAGCAAAAUUGUUAAAAAAAAUUAUUGACUAAUAGAAAAGCGCUAAACUAAUCCUCCUGGAAAAUUGCAAUUUUGGAGAUUUUUAGUUUAUGGGUGACAGUGAAGAAAUACAUAUACGUAUGUAAUCAUCAGUCUUAGGAUGUACUGGUAAAGUGUAAUCUCUACGCAACCAUACCUUUAAUGACUAUUCAGUGUGCAAUGUGCAGAUUACAAAAGACUAAAUUGUCUUAUAUUUCUUGUGUAGCUGGGCAGUUUUUUCCUAUCUGUCCCAAAAGCAGCUAAACCCCCCACUCUGCAUUAAGACUCUGUCCAGCCAGAUAGUCGCCUUAAUAAGUGUGUGCAUGUCUCCCCAUGGGGGGUGGGGGUGACUGGACAGUGUAUUUUUAAAGGGACCAGUUCCAUCAGAAACCCAGUCUGUGGCCAAAGGAGAUUACACACUAACAGCUCUAGCACUGAGUUACUAUUUUUGAUCCAGUGGGCUUUAUGUGGUCAGCUGUCCUCAAGAGAAAUACCAUAUUCUAUAAAGUGCACAAACUGGAGGAAGUUGCUUUAGAGUCAUUGUUGAGGUUUUCACUAAGUAUUCUGGAUAAGAACACUUUUAGCAAUUCAUAGCACAUAAGGAGAGUCAGUGCUGUUGUAUUAAGCCUCAGUUCAUGCCUGAGCAUUCCAUAGAGACAUGCAACCUCUCUAAAUGAUAUGUACUAUGCUAAGAGUCUUAUUUUUAUCCACUUAUUUUGGGGUUUCUUUUUCCAAAGGACCAAUCUGAGCUUCCGUGAACCCUUUAACAGCUAUUUAUUGCAGUGAAUUAUUAUUAACAUUUGUUUAGAUUUAUGGUAUAAAAUUGAAAUGAAAAUCUAUUUUACUUUUAAAAAACAGCAUGAGAACAUUGUGCCCCUGUCUAAGAAGGUGGUAAGAAUAAGAAAACCCUUUACUUGCAGUAGAAACUGAUACUCUAGUGCUUCAUAUUUCUGUGGGUGAGUCUGCUCUUCUGGCAGUUACCUUAUUUCUUCUCCGGCAGUCUGCAUUUGUUACUAUAUAAAGUCUCAGUCACAAGGCAUAAGAUACUUAUCUGUACACCACUGCUUCUGCACCCACGGCAUCAGCUGUCUGUUUCAUCUGAACUUCAUCUGACCUCGCAUCGUCUCCCCUGAACCUGAAAUGAAUUGAAGUGUGUUAAACGAAUGUUUCUGUGGGCCAGGUCCUCUAUUACUGACAAGUGACAAUGUUUAAUGAUCUGUUGUAAUAUCUUUUGAUUAUAGUUUUCCUUAAAAUGAAUCAUUAAAGAUGUUAAUUUUCCACUUCUGUUUUAUUAUCCAGGUCACAAUGUUGCAGAAUUGAAGCAUUAUUGUACAGCCUCAAAAACAAAGAAUGUUAAAUAGGGAGAGACUCCAUUGUACAUUACUGUAAUUAUUUGUGUUCUUUUUCAUUUGUAUCAUAUCAAUGCCUUGUACAGUGUUGUUUUGUUUUUUUCUUUUGAAAUUGUUUUGUAUUUUAUUUUUAUAAACUGGUUAUGAAUAAAAUAUUCAUUCAGCAUGCCAACAGAUCUGACCCUA